Schizophyllum commune H4-8 is the source of this 1591-nucleotide messenger RNA. Its product is annotated as HAD-like protein. The transcript is spliced from 4 exons. Bases 168 to 1151 code for a protein of 327 amino acids. The record is from RefSeq and is a predicted model, not a curated record. Gene Ontology annotation, molecular function: beta-phosphoglucomutase activity; sugar-phosphatase activity. Lineage: Eukaryota; Fungi; Basidiomycota; Agaricomycetes; Agaricales; Schizophyllaceae.
CCUCGGUCGCUUACGUGAGCGCGAAAUUGCUUGGAACCAGUGCGCGUGUAUAUAAGCCGCCGCCUGCCUUGUCCUUUUCACAUCAUCCUCUCGUCCACGCUUCUUCGCAGUCCAGGCGUCCCCUUUUCGAACAACUUCUACCACCCACUCUUAUCGCACUCGCCACCAUGGACAAGGUCUUCUCUCUCACCGGCAAGGAGCAGCCCACCGUCACGCCCGAGGGCGAGAUCAGCCAGCCACCGUCGCCCCCUCUGACGAUCACCCAGACGACAAAGGCGUGUCUUUUCGACAUGGACGGCACGCUCAUCGACUCCUCGCCCGCCGUCACCGCCGCCUGGCGCCUCCUCAAGGCCACCGGCUACGACUUCCUCGACCUCGACGACAUCCUCGCCUCCGCGCACGGCUACCGCACCAUCGACGCCCUCCGCAAGUGGUGCAAGAUCAAGGACGAGGAGCUGCUCAAGAAGGAGGUCGUCCGCUUCGAGAACGCCAUCCUCGAGAACGCGAGCAAGGCCGAGGGCGGCGGGAUCAUCGCGCUCCCCGGCGUCAAGGACCUGCUCCUGCAGAUCCAGGGCGGCCGCACCGAGGACGAGCAGGGCUGGUCCGUCUGCACCUCCUCGACGCACUUCUACGCCUCGCGCGCGCUCCCCGCCGCGGGCCUCUUCAUCCCGAAGAACUUCGUCACCGCCGAGUCCGUGUCGAACGGGAAGCCCGCGCCGGACCCCUACCUCCUCGGCGCGAAGCUCUCCGGCGUUGACCCGAAGGACUGUGUCGUCUUCGAGGAUGCGCCGACGGGCAUCCGCGCCGGCAAGGCCGCCGGCUGCCUCGUCCUCGCCACCUGCACCUCCCACACGCGCAAGGCGCUCGAGAAGGAGAACCCCGACUUCCUCGUCGACGAUCUCUCACAUGUCACCGCCCAGCGCAACGCGGACGGCACCGUCUCCCUCUUCAUCCGGCAGCCCGCCGGCCGGUCGUACCCCGACUCCGCCGUGCCGACGCCCGCGGACACCCCGCUGCAUACGCCCGCGCUCUCCCGCGCAGGAAGCGCCGAGAGCCUCGCGUGGCGCGCGAAGGUCGACGCCGAGCGCGGCGAGACGAAGGCCGACGACUACGGUGCCCUGCCCGGCGCGAAGGCCCAGCGUGCGUUCUGAGCGGGCGGUGUGUCUCUCGCACGUUCGCUCGCGCUGUGCUUCGUCGCGCUGGCGCAGUGCAAUUCUCCCGCUCGCGCUGCACCCCAUCUCGGUGGCGAUAGACGCCCGCCAUCUAUAUCUGCUUCAUCUGUCGUAGACUCCUUCGUCGUCGCGUAUGCAUAGAGCGCCGAAGGAGAGUUUGGAAGAGUAAUGCACUAAUCGGGGAUAUUCUCCCCUUCAACCUAACAAAACCGCUGUACUGUAUAGAUUGUAGAGCAUGUACCACAUACCCGCGACAUAGCUUUCGCAAGGCAAUUGACACUAUUGUUAAUUCCUCUAUCUUUGUCUCAGUCUGUGUCUGUGUGCUUUGAGCAAAGGACUCGAAGACUGGGUCAUCUACGAUACGAAGUAGUCGAGUAGGUAUCACCGUCGGAAGAAUCGCUGCGUGCAUAGAGGGAGAA